Lodderomyces margitis is the source of this 1632-nucleotide messenger RNA. Its product is annotated as sugar porter family MFS transporter. Lineage: Eukaryota; Fungi; Ascomycota; Pichiomycetes; Serinales; Debaryomycetaceae. The coding region runs from base 1 to 1632 and encodes 543 amino acids. Gene Ontology annotation, molecular function: carbohydrate:proton symporter activity. The transcript has a single exon. The record is from RefSeq and is a predicted model, not a curated record. Gene Ontology annotation, biological process: transmembrane transport; carbohydrate transport. Gene Ontology annotation, cellular component: membrane.
AUGUCCUCAAAAUUAGAGCGUGCUUUUUCAAACUCAGCAUUGGCAAUAAGCCAAAAGUUGGAUAAGUUCCCCAAGAUAUACAAUGUUUAUUUCAUCGCUAGCAUCUCCACCGUGGCUGGGUUAAUGUUUGGUUUUGAUAUUUCUUCAAUCUCGGCAUUCAUUGGUACAGACCCCUACAGACAUUUCUUCAACUACCCCAGCUCAACCAUCCAGGGUUUUAUAACUGCAUCAAUGGCAUUAGGUUCAUUUUUCGGAUCUAUUGCUUCUGCAUGUAUUUCAGAGCCUUUUGGAAGGAGAUUGUCGCUUUUGGUUUGUGCAUUCUUUUGGAUCGUUGGCGCUGCUAUUCAAUCAUCGUCACAGAACCGGGCACAAUUGAUCAUUGGUAGGAUUAUUGCCGGUUGGGGUGUCGGCUUUGGGUCCUCAGUAGCUCCAAUAUAUGGUGCUGAGAUAUCACCAAGAGAUAGAAGAGGUAGCAUCAAUGGAUUUUUCCAGUUGAGUUUAACUGUUGGUAUUAUGAUUAUGUUUUAUAUUUCGUAUGGAUUAGGUAAAAUCAAUGGUGUUGCUAGUUUUAGAAUCGCUUGGGGCAUUCAAAUUGUUCCUGGGUUAAUUUUGGCUAUCGGUUGUUUGUUUAUCCCAGAAUCACCCCGGUGGUUGGCAAAGCAAGGACGGUGGGGACAAGCUGAAUUUAUUGUUGCCAAAAUCCAAGCAAAGGGCAACGCAGAAGAUCCUGAAGUUUUGAUUGAAAUUGCCGAGAUUAAGGAACAGUUGUUGAUUGAAGAAGAAGCAUCAACGUCAGUUGGGUAUUCCACAUUGUUUCACAAGAAGUAUUACUUGAGAACACUUACGGCAUUGUUUUCCCAAAUUUGGCAACAAUUGACAGGCAUGAAUGUGUUGAUGUACUACAUUGUCUAUAUCUUUGAAAUGGCAGGCUAUUCUGGAAAUGCCAACUUAAUUGCUUCUUCUAUUCAGUAUGUGUUGAAUGUGGUUUGCUCCAUUCCGGCUUUGAUAUUAUUUGAUAAAUGGGGAAGACGGCCAGUUUUGAUAGUUGGGGGCAUUUUGAUGACUACUUUCCAAUUUGGAUUGGCGGGUAUUUUAGGUGCAUACGCUCAACCGUGGGCUGAUUCUGGAAAUGAUACAGUCAAUAUCAGGAUCCCCGAUAGUCAGAAAUCUGCAUCAAGAGGAGCCAUCGCAUGCUCUUACUUGUUUGUAUGCUCCUAUGCCAUGACGUGGGGUGUUGGUAUUUGGAUUUAUUGUUCUGAAGUUUGGGGCGACAACAGAAUAUCACAGAGAGGCAAUUCGUUAUCUACUGCAGCCAAUUGGAUUAUCAAUUUUGCCAUUGGAAUGUAUACUCCGUCAGGGUUCAAGAAUAUUAGUUGGAGAACUUAUAUCAUUUACGGAGUGUUUUGUGUGACAAUGUCGCUCCAUGUUUACUUUGGUUUCCCAGAAACUAGAAACAAGAGGUUGGAGGAGAUUGGUCAAAUGUGGGCUGAGAAAGUACCAGCGUGGAGAUCAGCAACUUGGCAACCAACAAUACCAAUUGCUUCUGAUUCAGAAAUUGGAGGAAAAGUAAGCCUUGAGUAUAAGGAAAAUGUAGAAGCUCAAUCAGAGAAUGUAGAAGCUCAAUCGGCAUGA